Messenger RNA from Gopherus evgoodei (Goodes thornscrub tortoise), 7384 nucleotides. It is a transcript of the gene NDST1, whose product is annotated as N-deacetylase and N-sulfotransferase 1. NCBI's taxonomy places the organism in Eukaryota, Metazoa, Chordata, Testudines, Testudinidae. The coding region runs from base 28 to 2745 and encodes 905 amino acids. The transcript has 15 exons. Gene Ontology annotation, cellular component: Golgi apparatus. Gene Ontology annotation, molecular function: deacetylase activity; heparan sulfate N-sulfotransferase activity. The record is from RefSeq and is a predicted model, not a curated record.
ACCUGCAGUGGCUUCUUGGAAGCAAGGAUGACCAUGCUGGGGAGGCUCCGGAGGGGUUUCCGACAGGUGUCUCCUCAGGUGGUGCUGCUCCUGCUCUUUGCCUUCUGCCUGCUCAGUGUUUUCAUCUCGGCAUAUUAUUUAUAUGGGUGGAAGAAGGGCCUGGAGCCCUCUGGGGAGGUCCCGGGCCCAGACUGCGACGAACCCAAGAUUGCCCCUUCUCGCCUGCUCCCCUUGAAGCCCCUCAAGGUGGCCGAUUCAUCCCGCACGGACCCCUUGGUGCUGGUGUUCGUGGAAAGCCUGUACUCUCAGCUGGGCCAGGAGAUCAUUGCCAUCUUGGAAUCCAGUCGCUUCAAAUACCGGACAGAGAUUGCCCCCGGGAAGGGGGACAUGCCCACUCUGACCGACAAGGAUCGGGGACGCUUCGCGCUCAUCAUUUAUGAGAACAUCCUCAAGUAUGUGAACUUGGACGCCUGGAACCGUGAGCUCUUGGAUAAGUACUGCGUGGAGUAUGGCGUGGGGGUUGUCGGCUUCUUCAAGGCCAAUGAGAACAGCUUGCUGAGUGCUCAGCUGAAGGGCUUCCCACUCUUUCUCCACUCCAACCUCGGGCUGAAGGACUGCAGCAUAAACCCCAAAUCCCCACUCCUGUUCAUCACGCGCCCCAGCGAGGUGGAGAAGGGCUUGCUUCCAGGAGAGGACUGGACCGUCUUCCAGUCCAACCAUUCCACCUACGAGCCGGUACUCCUGGCCAAGACCAAGUCAGCAGAGUCCAUCCCGCACAUGAGCGUCGAUGCUGCGCUGCACACCACCGUGGUGCAGGACCUGGGCCUGCACGACGGCAUCCAGAGAGUGCUCUUUGGGAACAACCUCAACUUCUGGCUGCAUAAGCUGGUCUUCGUGGAUGCCGUCUCCUUCCUGACCGGCAAGAGGCUCUCCCUUCCCCUCGACCGCUACCUCCUGGUGGACAUCGAUGACAUCUUCGUGGGCAAGGAGGGCACUCGCAUGAAGGUCGAAGACGUAAAGGCUCUGUUUGACACUCAGAACGAACUGCGCACCCACAUACCCAACUUCACCUUCAACCUGGGCUACUCAGGGAAAUUCUUCCACACAGGCACGGAUGCUGAAGACGAAGGAGACGACCUGUUGCUGUCGUACGUGAAGGAGUUCUGGUGGUUCCCGCACAUGUGGAGUCACAUGCAGCCUCACCUCUUCCACAACCAGUCGGUGCUAGCAGAGCAAAUGACCAUGAACAAGAAAUUCGCUGUCGUGAGUGAAAGGAUACGCUCUUACCUGGAGGGCACUGACACCAGGCACAAGCCUAGUGCAGACAAGGCAAGCUGUCGUGUUCAGGAGCAUGGCAUCCCCACCGACAUGGGGUAUGCUGUGGCACCCCACCACUCCGGCGUGUACCCCGUCCACGUGCAGCUAUAUGAAGCGUGGAAGCAGGUUUGGGCAAUCAAAGUCACGAGCACAGAGGAGUAUCCCCAUCUGAAACCAGCCCGCUACCGACGGGGCUUUGUCCACAAUGGGAUCAUGGUACUCCCGCGGCAGACAUGUGGCUUGUUCACGCACACCAUCUUCUAUAACGAAUACCCUGGCGGCUCCAGUGAACUGGACAAGAUCAUCAAUGGAGGGGAGCUGUUCCUGACUGUGCUACUUAACCCUAUCAGUAUCUUCAUGACCCACCUGUCCAAUUACGGCAACGACCGCCUGGGUUUGUACACCUUCAAACACCUGGUCCGCUUCCUCGGCUCCUGGACCAACCUGAAGCUGCAGACGCUGCCACCCAUGCAGCUGGCACAGAAAUACUUCCAGAUCUUCUCCGAGGAGAAGGAUCCACUGUGGCAGGAUCCCUGUGAGGACAAGCGGCAUAAGGACAUUUGGUCCAAAGAAAAGACAUGUGACCGAUUCCCAAAGCUUCUCAUCAUCGGACCUCAGAAAACAGGGACGACAGCCCUCUAUCUGUUCCUGGGGAUGCACCCGGACCUGAGCAGCAACUACCCCAGCUCGGAGACUUUUGAGGAGAUCCAGUUCUUCAAUGGACACAAUUAUCACAAGGGCAUUGACUGGUACAUGGAAUUCUUCCCCAUCCCCUCCAACACCACCGCUGACCUCUACUUCGAGAAGAGCGCCAAUUACUUCGACUCAGAAGUGGCCCCCAGGCGGGCGGCCGCACUGCUCUCCAAGGCCAAGGUCAUCACCAUCCUUAUCAACCCUGCAGACCGGGCCUACUCCUGGUACCAGCACCAGCGAGCUCAUGAUGAUCCAGUCGCUCUGAAAUUCACCUUCCAUGAGGUGAUCACAGCUGGGCCUGAGGCUUCUCAGAAGCUCCGAACGCUACAGAACCGCUGCCUGGUACCGGGCUGGUACGCCACCCACAUUGAGCGCUGGCUGAACAGCUAUCAUGCCAACCAGAUCCUUGUUCUGGAUGGCAAGCUGCUCCGAACAGAACCAGCCAAAGUGAUGGAAACAGUCCAGAAGUUCCUUGGCGUGACGAACUUCAUAGAUUACCAUAAAACCCUGGCGUUUGAUCCAAAGAAAGGAUUCUGGUGCCAACUGCUGGAGGGAGGGAAGACCAAAUGCUUGGGGAAAAGCAAAGGGAGGAAAUACCCAGAGAUGGAUUCAGAUUCACGAGCCUUCCUGAGGGAUUAUUACCGGGACCACAAUAUAGAGCUGUCCAAGUUGCUGUACAAAAUGGGUCAGACGCUGCCAACCUGGCUGCGGGAGGAACUCCAGAACGCUAGGUAGCUGCUGCUAUCAUCGCCUUACUGAGCAAUAGUGACGCGAGCCCACGAAGAAGAUCCCAAAUCGAACCCCGAGCCAAGCAGACAAGAGCGGGAGGGAAAAGCCGCCGGGAAAAGCAUUUCUGAGCAAUAUUCAGCCAAGGUCUUUGAGCGAGAACCCAUGUGGUCAUCAGUAUUGCAUACGGGAGUGAACUGUCUCUUCUGAGGGCCCUUAUAGUUGUGCGACUGCCUGACUCUGCAAACCCAGUGCAAAUUCCCCAAGAGCUGUUGUCUUCUGAGGUCCCUGUCAACGAGGUCACUUCCUGGAUUGUGAUGUCAUUUCCUGAUGGGGGGAUUUCCUGCUUUUCCAUACCUGGAUGGGGUUAACUUCUCCAUAUCUAAGAUAGUAUUACAGCAACUCUGAGACUCUCCUCGUCAGAUAAUGGAGCUGAGCACCCUUCCAAGAUGUGGACAACUCUUUGCAAAGCUGUCUUGGAGAACAGGAGCACGACGUGCCGUUUGAGGUCAGAGGCACAAAGGGGCCGACCUAACCGACCCAAGUCUGCAGUCACGUUUCAGACAAAGUGAAGUGAGACAGCAUAAAGGAAUGGAGUGUCCUGGGUUCCCACAAGACCUAGCGCUAAGUGCUGGAAGAGGUCUCUGGAUUUUUUUUAAAGAAGACUUUAAGACUUGUCAAUAUUAGUUUGUCACCAAUGAAUUCUCCCUCUCCCCCAGCCUUUUAUUUUAUUGUAUUUUAUUUUAUUGACGGGUGAGAGCUUGACCGGUGACUGUCUGUCUCAUUUGGUAAGAGAACUGAACUGAGAACUGGUUCCAGAGUGGUUACAAUGGAAAAGUAUACACCCCGCUCCCCUUCCCGCGUGGCAAUGUUUUAUAUACGUGGUGUUUUCUGUGGUAAAAAACUGAGGUUGUCCAGUAGCCUGCUCACUGGAACGUGCUUCGAUAUUUGAGCCACUGGCUCAGAAGGCGGCAGACGUCGAGCAGGGCAGACGUUGGACUAACAGAGGCUGAAAGGAUUCCGAGCACGCUGGACCUCCUUGGAUACUAAAAGCUAAAGUAUUUUAAUAAUUUGUUCUGUUUUUCUGGUGCCACAAGUUUGUACCUGAGAUACCAGGGUUUUAUUUUGUCUCGUUCACUGUUACACGUGAAGGUGGGCAGCCGGUGCGGUUGACUGACUGGUCUAUCCACUGACCAGUGAUGAACAAUUCUUUUUCUAAUGACAGGAUAAGUACCUUGCUGCUCCAUCUCUGUCUCUCUCUCAGUUCUAUUCACUGCCAAUGUUUCAGUAUUGAGGUUUCCUGCAAAUUUCUGCCCCAACUGUCCUGGCAUGGGUGGGGCCGGUAGCAAUGCUUAACCAAGAACUGUUGUCAUUGGUUCCUGGGUGAAGGUCCUGGAUCCCUAAGCAGGCUGAUGGUGUAUCGCACACUUAAGACCAGAGGUGGUUCAGGGUCAGGGAAGACCCAGCUGAAAGGCUGAGAACCCCCAAAGAGUUGAUCUGACAGUGCUGUUGGCUGAAUGAGCUGCUUGCAUGGUGGGCCAGGAAACUCUGGGUGUAGUAGUUUUGGGGAGAAGGAGUGGGAUGGGGUGAGUUCUUUUAUCUCGCUGCUCCAGAGGGGUUGGGAAAAGAGGACUGGGAAACCUAGGCUGGGGAAGGUGCAUCCAGCAAGGAAUGAAGAGGAGACAGUAGAAGAUGAUGUGAAUGCCAGUGUCUCAUGGAGCAGGUACCAAGGGCUUAUGCAGGGUUCUUGGACCCAGUACUUUUGGGAGCUAAGAAUAGCCUAAAAUUAAUUCAUCGGGUAUCUCCCCAACUGGACGUCACUGCGUUAGCAACUGAGUCAAUUCGCACUGAAGAGAUUGGGUGGGAGGGUUCCCCUAUAGGCCCUCAGGCUUCCCCCAUGCCCGUCCCUGAGUUCCAUGUUGUCUUCCUCUCAUGGUGCCAUGCUGGAAUGGUGAGGAAUGAGAGAUCCUCACAGACCUAGUCCCUGGGCCGUGCUAAUGGUCUUGCGUUGUCCUCUGCCACCAGCUAGGCUCUGAUUCUGAGAGUCUGCCCUGUCCUGGGACAGCCUCCUUCUCCGAGGGUGUAUUCCUAAUGCUGUUUUAAAACCUCAGUGCCACGCGUCUUCUCUGGCACUUGCAGUAACGCAAAAGCUUCCUUUUCUCCUCAGACACUAACCUUCCCUGAGAGAAGUCAAGGGCCUCCUUUUGCAGCCCGUGUUCAGUGACGGUAUUAUACAUAUGCAGUGUUGUUUGCAACCAUGUCAGUCCCAAGAUAUUAGAGAGACAAAGUGGGAGAGGCAAUAUCUUUUCUUGGACCAGCUUCUGCUGAUGAGAGAGACCAACUACACACGCCGCCCUUGUCUCGGUAUUAUACGUGAACUUUUCCUUUGCACCAAGCUGCCUUCCCUCCGCUGUUAAGCGGCGUUAGGUACGUCCGCACUGGAGCGGAAGGUGUCGUUUCUGGCUCAGGCAAACAUCGAGCUAGACCCCCAAGUGACAGGAUGGAUGGAGUCCAAUCCCACCCAGGCCUCAGGCUGGUGAGCUUCUCCUGCCGCAUCUCUUUUUAGUGUGCUAGGAGUGCUCACGCGUGUAUGUCGUCUUGGGCUGAAAACGACUCCUUCAGCUCCAGUGCAGACGUACCCUUUGAACAACCAGAGUAGGAGCUGUGAGCAGUCCAGGACCGGCCGUUCCCCUCUAGUUUUGUGGGGGAAGAUGUUGGUGAAAUGCAAUGUGAUUCUUAUGCAGCCUGUUGCAGUUUCCACCCGCUGGAGCUGUGCUGCAGAGAAGCAGCAUGUUCUCCUGCUCCAUUGCUUGAUGCAGUUACAGUAGAAGAGCCCAGGACAUCUUCCCCGGCCCGCAUGUGUCUUCUCCUUGCUGCAGUGGUGGGCAUUGAGUUGAGGCUAGCAGGCUGCUCUCUCGUUGAGCGCGGUAAGAAGGAGGGAGUGAAACCAGGCCCAUACGCCAGCAGCCAGUGAGUCCGGUUUAUUGCCCUGGCCGGUGUGUGUGGAUUAGGUAUGUACCAUGCUGCGGCUUGGGGAGCGUUGAUCCCAAAGAACAGUUUGCAGGACGUUUCAGUAUACCACGAUGACACCGACAGUGUCACUGCCAUCUUGGAUUUUCGCCUUCUCUGCUCAAACAGGCGUUUUAAGGUUAAAGCAAAGCUUUUGCGGUGGUCGUGAGGUGAGACAUGGAGUCACUGCUUGGGGGCAUAAGUCCGAAAUGGCAGAUGAGGCUGGUGCCUGGCGGGCUUUGUGGGCCCCACUGGGUGGCGUAUUUGAAAUACUGGUGCCAUGGGUCGGUCUAAGCCCCUGUGUGUGCUCACUUAUACACACGUGCUAAUCUCUUUCUGUUGUGAGUGCUGGACUCACACGGUUGCACAUCUCAGCCAUGUCAGAACUCCCUGCUUUAAGGGUGUCCUCCUCGAUGUGCAUGUGCAUUGCCCACCAAUGCAUAGUAUAGCCCCCUUGGGCCGUAGGGUUUAACAAACGAGACCCUUUCCUACCUAGUCUCUCUCCGUUAGUCAGUGUUCUGCUAGCCCCCAGCACAGGCUUGUAUAAAGGGAAGCCUGCAGCUUCUGCCCCCUCUUUGAUUCAUUCCACGACGCUGCAGUCUUGGGCCGGGAGCAAUCACCAAUCACGGCAGCAAACUGUGACCUUCCUGGGCGGAACGGAGUGGGGUAGGAGUGGGCCGGCUGGAAGGGGGGAAGCAGCACUGACAGCCUGAUGAGCCCAUGCUCCUCUUGGCACCUAGGCAGCUCCUAUCGCUGCUAUUGUCGGCUCUAUAGGAGCCAGGGGAGAACUGGACUCCCUGACCCCUUGGUGAUUGGCAGCAGCAGGAAGGAAAAGGCAGCAAAAAAAACACUCAGUGCAAAAUCUCUCAGCCUUUCAAGAGGUGGGAGGCUCACUCCCAUGGUGUCUGUAAAGCCAGGAUCCCACAAUAGGGCCUCGGUUCCCCACCUGCAUGCCCAGGACCAUGGUCCCUAGAGGGAUGUUGUGAGACUAGAAUGGAUGAAUGUAAAGUGCUUUCUCCAGCCACUGAUGCAAGUCUGUCUCGAUUGCAUCUGGGUGUCUUAGGCUCAGCUUAGCUCACGAGGAAGUGUGUCUGAGCGCUCCUGUCCAUCAGCCCUCACGUGGCCACCGGGGCAGAGACAGGUACCCGAGGAACGAACCACCUAGCUGUGUGCGUAUUGACAAAAGCAGCCAUGGGAAUGGUCCCCCAGUGUUGCCACGGCUUUGCCUGCACUUUACAAGAGGAGAUUGGUACCUGCCAUGCCUGCCCUGUCGAUCACUAGCACAGUCACUGGGCGGCACUGGAGAGCGAGUAGGGGGAGAGAUUCCCAAUAGCUGGGCUUUUUUAAACUCUUCUGUUACCUUUGGUUAGUUACAAAAGAGGGAGCCCCCUGUGGGUUCCUGUUUUUUAUUUUUGCAUGAAAUUCUGUAUAAUUUCCCGGGGGUGGGGGGUGGGAGAAGUGGGUAUUUCCUGGGGGAGGGGGAGCUGGAGGAGGGGAUAUUUCAGAGUUGUCUUUGCCCCUCCUUUCUGUCUUGUUGAACCCAGCCGUUUUGGGUGGUAUUCAAAGAUUCAUUAUCACUAAUAAUGUACGGUCCUGUUGAACUAACUGCUAAUAAACUGGGGCUCUCUGUUCCUAGUCA